Zea mays is the source of this 1628-nucleotide messenger RNA. RefSeq lists its product as uncharacterized. The transcript has a single exon. Bases 113 to 1372 code for a protein of 419 amino acids. The record is from RefSeq and is marked provisional. NCBI's taxonomy places the organism in Eukaryota, Viridiplantae, Streptophyta, Magnoliopsida, Poales, Poaceae.
AUUCCUACGACGGCGCCGGGGCCAGCCCUCCACCGACGCCCCCGUCCUCGGUGGUGGUAGCCCGACGAUCGCCAUUGCCGCCACCCUCCACGAUCGGGCGCGCGGCGAGAGAAUGACCUCCACCGUAUCCGCUUCCCAACUGCAUAUUACCGCCACAGCCACGGGGACCUCUGCUGUAAUCACAACGCCCUCCUCAAACCAGAACCCCAUCAACGCGCGCUCCUGCCAUCAUUCGGCGAGCAGCUCCCCACGCAGCAGCACCACCACCGGAGGCACAGGCGGUGGCGGCGGCAGCGGCAGCGGGAGCACGAACCAGGCGUGCGCGGCGUGCAAGUACCAGCGUCGCAAGUGCAGCCCGGACUGCCCGCUCGCGCCCUACUUCCCUGCCGACCAGCAGCGGCGCUUCCUCAACGCCCACCGUCUCUUCGGUGUCAGCAACAUCCUCAAAACGCUGAAGAAGCUCAAGCCGGAACUCUGCGCCGACGCCAUGGGCACGCUCAUCUACCAGUCCGACAUGCGCGCGCAGGAUCCCGUCGGUGGCUGCUACCGCCUCGUCCUCAGUCUGGAGCGCCAGCUCGAGAUCGAUACUGCCGAGCUCACCGCCGUGCUCCACCACUUGGCGUUCUGCCGCCAGGCUACCACGACAACCACCGUGAUGGCACCGCAACAGCAAGGCGGUGGCAUGGCUGACCUCGACGUCACGUCCUCCAACCAGCCGCUUCUCCCCAACGAGCAGCAAGAAGUCGUUGACGCACUCUACGUGAAUCACGAAGCUCACACCGCCAUCCUUCAAACCGACGAGGUCGUCCACCGCCACGGUGGAGGCCACAGCCCCACCGAUGAUCAUCACGGUGAGCAGCAACAGCAGCAGCUCUUCGACUACUUCUAUUACGAUGCCACCGCCAGCGACGAUGCAAGUAGCAAGCCUACCAUAGACAUCAACCUCGACAACAUGCAACAAUUCGAUUUUGACGAUAGUUGUGCCGCCGCCGAGAAAGUGGAUCUGGCUCCGGCAGCUGGGGAUGGGGAAAUAAGGCAUCAUCAGCACCUCGACAUGAAUUGCCAAAUUGACCACAAAGAUUAUUUCGAGAUAAAGGCGGCGUCACUCGUCGACGCCUUUGACAUCCGGCAGGACCUGCAGCCGGUGGCAGACGUGAACGCCGAGGUUGACAUUGACAUCAAGACGGUGGAUAUGAAUGCCGGCAUUGGCAUCGACAUGAAGGCGAUGGACAUGAACGCCAAUGUAGACGUCAAUGCCGACCUACAGGGGGAUGAUGCCGCUGUCAACGUCUCCACCUGUGAAGCUGAAGCAGCAAAAAUGGCAGCCGAGUCAUCACAUUGCAGGCUAGGGUUAGGAUUUUCUUCGUUCUGAUCAAUCGUCUUUCCAUUUCUCGCAUGCAUAGGGAUGCCAAUGCAUGUACGAAUAAUUCUUUUUUUUAUGAUAGAGAAACUAGAUUUUUUUUUGGUCAACCAAAAGACCCACCGACUCAUUUUAAAAGGUUUUGAGCACAAAAAAGACUAUAAAUCAGGCUAGAAUUUCAAUGACACAAGUUUGUACUAAUAAUAUAGUGUAAGAUUAUAGAAAUUACAUAAUGUAAUCAUCUUACUUGUUAAGAAUUAUUAAGGCA